AUGAAGUUCAUUGUAGCGACUGGCGCUUCAUUGACGAGAUCUACGCCUCCGGCAGUAGAAAACGAGACAAGCCUUUGCAUCAAGUCCGAGGAAGUGGAGGGCAAGUUCCCCGUUAUUGUCGACGCUACUUUUUCGACCACAAGCCAUGAUCUUCAUCGGAUGAGACGAAACGCCUUGAACAAGUUCUUUUCCCGUGCACAAGUUGCGCGACUGGAGCCAACAGUUCGCGACUAUGCCGAGCGCAUUUGUGACAAAAUCCUGAUCCUGGGCAAGUCAGCGCCCUUUGAUGUCACUACGGCAUAUAGCCAUUUUACCACCGAUGUCAUCUCCGGCUACUGUCUCGGUGACAGCCUUGGGUUGAUCGAGCAGAAGGGGUGGGAGCCCAACUUCCGCGAGCCAUUGAUCACUCGACGAUUCUCAAAGGAUAUGAACACGCUCUUCAAUGCGUUAGUGGGGGAUAUGCCGAGAUAUGUGAGGAGAGCACAAGACAAUGUGAUCAAGGGUCUCGACGAUGGCUCAUCAGUCUUUGGUGCUCUCUUGACCUCAGAUCUUCCACCAAGCGAGAAAUCCCUCGAGCGUUUGACGGAUGAGGGAUUCUCAUUGUUUGCAGCCGGGACGGAAACCGUCAGUUGGGCAUUAUCCGUCAUCACUUAUCAUCUCUUUGCAAACCGUGAGCUGCUGGAAAAGGUCACCACAGAGGUAACACAGGCCAUCGACGGCAAAUCUGGACAACUUCCCUCUUGGCACACGCUGGAAAAGUUGCCCUACCUGGGAGGUGUCAUCUACGAAGGUUUACGUCUAUCCUAUGGCGUUGCCAGUCGUUCUUCUCGCAUCCCAGUUGGAGAAGACUUGGUGUAUCGUGGCGAAUGGGCACCGAAGGGAAGUAACAUCAUGCGCGAAUUUCAAUACGUGAUACCAAGGGGUUAUGCAAUCGGGAUUCUUGCUUACUGCGAGCUCUAUGUGCUGCUUUCAUUGCUCAUUGUUCGCGUCUUCCCGCAUAUGAAGCUUCACGAAACCACAGAGGCCGAUGUGACGCACGACCACGACUUCUUCAAUCCUUUCCCGGUUUCGAGCAGCAAGGGUGUAAGGGCCAUCAUUGUAUAG
Molecule: messenger RNA, 1104 nt
Organism: Neurospora tetrasperma FGSC 2508
Lineage: Eukaryota; Fungi; Ascomycota; Sordariomycetes; Sordariales; Sordariaceae
Exons: 5
Coding region: 1-1104 (367 amino acids)
Molecular function (GO): monooxygenase activity; iron ion binding; heme binding
Source: RefSeq, a predicted model, not a curated record